This is a messenger RNA of Metarhizium album ARSEF 1941, 1758 nucleotides long. Its product is annotated as Clp protease, ATP-binding subunit ClpX. Gene Ontology annotation, biological process: proteolysis; protein catabolic process. Gene Ontology annotation, cellular component: mitochondrial matrix. The record is from RefSeq and is a predicted model, not a curated record. Lineage: Eukaryota; Fungi; Ascomycota; Sordariomycetes; Hypocreales; Clavicipitaceae. Bases 1 to 1758 code for a protein of 585 amino acids. The transcript is spliced from 3 exons. Gene Ontology annotation, molecular function: ATP hydrolysis activity; ATP binding.
AUGCCUGGACAGUCAAGGAGACUGGUGUGCCUUGUGCAGGCCCGCGUCGGCACCGGAGGACACCUACGCCGCUCACCACAGGGUAAUCUUGUGCGUUGUCUUUCAACCACAACUCCCCAUCGGACGUCUCGACGGACGCCAGACCUCAAUUCCGGCUUCACAGGCAGCUAUGACCCCACGGCUGAGUUGGGCCGAGGUCCCAUGUUCAAUAAGGCCAAGUUCGGAGUCCCCCAAUUCUAUCCGCGGGACCUGAAGAAACGAGUCGAUGAGUACGUUGUAGGCCAAGAGAGGGCGAAGCGAACCAUUUGCUCAACACUUUUCAACCAUUAUCAGAAGCUUCGAAGACGUCAUCAGCACGAACAUGAGCAGAGGAACUUCCAGGAGAAGAUGAUGCGUCAGCGUUUUGCUCGUGACCGCGAGUUGCAUCAAAAGAGGACAGACAUGCAUCCCGUGGAAGGAAACUCGAGAUUAACACUUUUCAUCUCAGAUGAAUUUCCUGGGCACAGCGAGUCGGUCAGGCAACUGCAUGACGCAACAGAGUUUGAACAAGACCCUCUUGAUCAUUUAUAUGUCGCAGACGAUCCGUUGAUGCAGGAGCAUGUCAAGAUUGAUAAAAGUAACUUGCUGUUGAUUGGGCCAACAGGAGUCGGCAAGACAUAUAUUCUAGAAACCUUGAGCAAGCAAAUUCAUGUCCCAUUUUCGAUAUGCGACUGCAAUUCCCUGACCCAGGCAGGCUACAUUGGACAGGAUGUGGAGACCUGCAUCGAGCGGCUUCUCAUUGAAGCCAGCUACGAUAUCAAAGCUACAGAGUACGGAAUUGUGGUGCUAGAUGAGUUCGACAAGCUUGCCAGAAGAGAGUCCCCGACAGGCCGUGAUGUCGGCGGAGAAGGCGUACAACAAGCCCUGCUCAAGUUGGUCGAGGGGACCAAGGUUACUAUUAACGUCAAGGAUAACCGAUCAUCAAGGUCAACACCACCAAUUACAACGAACUAUAGUUCUAGCGGAUCGUCAUCUUCCGCACCGCAGGCUGCUCCUCCAGGAGGGAAAGUCGAUCAGUACACAAUCGACACCAGCAACAUCUUAUUCGUCUUCUGUGGUGCGUUUGUCGGUUUGGAUAAACUCGUGUUACAGCGCGUAGCCAAGCCGUCAAUGGGCUUCGGUGGUGAGUUGAGAGGUCGGUCGACACUCUCUGGAAGCAAGGACGUCCUCCCUUCGAGCGUAUACGAGCAUGUUGCUCAUCAUGACGCCAUGCCAGAAGCCUCGUUCACACCCCUAGAUCUCGCAACACCCGCAGAUCUACAAAGCUUUGGAUUUAUCCCCGAACUAAUAGGACGCCUACACAACAUCUGUGCCCUGAGUCCCUUAUCCACCAGCGACCUGCUCCGUGUACUCACAGAACCCCGAAACAGCCUUGUGGCGCAAUACACGGCACUGUUCGAGACGUACCCGUCGCGACUGUAUUUCACUGAAAGGUCACUUUACGCCAUUGCAGUUAGAGCUGCAGCUACUGGAACUGGUGCCAGGGGUCUGAAGAUGGAAAUGGAACGAGUUCUUGCCGAGCCAGUGUUUGAUGCCCCCAUGCCGUACGUUGUCAUCACAGAAGACUGCGUCAAUGGAUCGGGUAAGGCAAUAUACUGGGGCAAGGACGGCAGAUUUGAAGUAGACAGGCGAUUGGAAGAAGAGAGUAUGAGUCGCCAAGACUCGCUACCGCGGAUGACCUUUGAGCGCCUGAGGGAAGCCGGGCAAAGUGGAGGAUAA